Molecule: messenger RNA, 278 nt
Organism: Hyalella azteca
Lineage: Eukaryota; Metazoa; Arthropoda; Malacostraca; Amphipoda; Hyalellidae
Source: RefSeq, a predicted model, not a curated record
AAAACGAUAUAUUAUUUACCUACUUACAGAUUAAAGCAUUAAGAAAUUAUAUAUAUUAAAAAACAGUUGCACUCGGUCCUAGCCCCCCCCCCCAAUACAAUGGUAUCCCCCACACUACGUGGCCCCAUCCACCCUCCUCCCCCCCUGGUGGGGUCGGUGGUGGAGGGCUUCCAGUGGGCCGUCCUCAGCCACCCGCAGACUGUGGCUCUCAUCGACGCCUCCACUGACGUCAGCCUCACGUACCAGCAGCUGGCAGAGCUCGUCAGCGCCAUCAGCAG